GUGCAGCCUCGACGCGUCUUUAAAAACAUCCUAAGCCUUCUCACACGGCGUUGGCUAGGGAAGAAAAAAGAGAGACCAUCCCUAGAGAGAAGAAAGAGAGAUAAAGAAAGAGAAAUAUGGCAAGAGCGGGUUUAUUAGGCGGUUGCCUUCCCUCAACGGCAGCGGCGACGACAAGUCUUCGGAAACAUCAAUCACCACCCAAAUCUCUGCCUUUAAAAGGGAUUUUCAACCAAAAAUCGGCGGUUCGGAUUCGCUGCUGUCUCUCUCCACCGAGUGGUUACCUUUUGCCCAGGGUGGGGAAGUUGCUAACUGUGGCGCCAUAUUAUCUGAGCGAUCAGGUUGUCAAGCUUUUUUGUGGCGACAAUUAUGGUGCGCGCUAUUUAGCUUUCGCCAUCGAUUUGGUCGAUAAACACCAGCGCCUUUAUAAGAAGCUUAAGCCUACCGUGGAUAAGUUUUUCCAACUGGAUUUAUCCAAUGACCCGAGCUACAUAGACGAUUGCAUAGAGAUAUUAUUGGGGAAUGAAGACUGUUGGAUAUGUACUCAUUCAAUGGUGUGUAUUAGGAGAAUCCAGCCUCAAAACUGGCAGAAGCUUUUGGAAGGUCUUAUGACUACAAGUUUGAUGAUAUUUGUGCCAGGAAAAACUCCAAGAACACUGUCAAAUGUACUAAGCUUUCGUUUAUAUUGUUUUUUGGUGAGAAGGCGCCGUGCCCAAAUGUCAAGACUCGUGAUGAUUUCAAAAAUUUAUUGUUACAGCUGCUUGGAACACAAAGUUAUGUUGUGACUAUGAGGGCAAUGUGUUACUCUUUCACGGGGGAUGCUGAAAUGGUGGAGACAGCUCUAAAUCAUC
This is a messenger RNA of Cuscuta epithymum, 848 nucleotides long. The record is from the annotation of a GenBank genome assembly. NCBI's taxonomy places the organism in Eukaryota, Viridiplantae, Streptophyta, Magnoliopsida, Solanales, Convolvulaceae.